This is a messenger RNA of Recurvomyces mirabilis, 1170 nucleotides long. RefSeq names its product Arp2/3 complex subunit, actin nucleation center (gene ARP2). The transcript is spliced from 3 exons. Bases 1 to 1170 code for a protein of 389 amino acids. The record is from RefSeq and is a predicted model, not a curated record. Gene Ontology annotation, molecular function: actin filament binding. Lineage: Eukaryota; Fungi; Ascomycota; Dothideomycetes; Mycosphaerellales; Teratosphaeriaceae. Gene Ontology annotation, cellular component: actin cortical patch; Arp2/3 protein complex. Gene Ontology annotation, biological process: Arp2/3 complex-mediated actin nucleation.
AUGGCGGAAGCGCCAAUUGUCCUCGAUGGAGGCACCGGGUUCAUCAAAGCCGGAUACGCUGGCCAGAACUUCCCAGACCAUCAAUACCCAUCUAUAGUCGGACGACCCAUACUACGAACCGAAGAACAGUCCUCUGGCGACAUCAAGCUCAAGGACAUCAUGUGCGGUGACGAGGCAGCGACAGCACGAAGUAUGCUACAGAUCACCUACCCCAUGGAGAACGGCAUAGUCAAGCGCUGGGACGACAUGCAGCACAUGUGGGACUACACUUUCUUCGAGAAGAUGCGCAUAGAUCCGACCGGCCGCAAGAUCCUGCUUACCGAGCCUCCGAUGAAUCCUCUCAAGAACCGAGAACAGAUGUGCGAGGUCAUGUUUGAGCGGUACAAUUUCGGUGGGGUGUAUGUGGCUAUCCAGGCUGUGCUGGCACUGUAUGCGCAAGGACUCUCGUCUGGUGUUGUGGUGGAUUCCGGAGAUGGUGUGACGCAUAUCGUGCCGGUGUAUGAGAGCACGGUGCUCAAUCACCUGACCCGGCGGUUGGAUGUGGCUGGUCGAGAUGUCACACGGAAUUUGAUCUCGCUCCUCCUUCGGCGCGGGUACGCUCUGAACAGGACAGCCGACUUCGAGACCGUUCGUGCGAUCAAGGAGAAAAUGUGCUAUGUCUCAUACGACCUAGCACUCGACCAGAAGCUGGCCGAGGAGACAACUGUGCUGGUUGAGAACUAUACCCUACCUGACGGCAGAGUGAUCCGAGUCGGCAGUGAACGUUUCGAGGCACCAGAAUGCCUCUUCCAACCACAUCUCGUGGACGUCGAACAGCCCGGUAUCGCCGAAUUCCUCUUCAACACCAUCCAAGCAGCCGACGUGGACAUCCGAUCAUCACUCUACCGCGCAAUCGUACUAUCUGGUGGUAGCUCAAUGUAUCCAGGUCUGCCAUCACGAAUGGAAAAGGAGAUCAAGCAAUUGUGGCUCACGAAGGUCCUUGGUGGCAACCCCGAGCGUUUAAACAAAUUCAAGGUGCGGAUAGAAGAUCCGCCGCGAAGACGGCAUAUGGUUUUCUUGGGUGGCGCGGUGCUGGCGAAUAUUAUGGCGGACAAGGAGAAUAUGUGGGUGAGCAAGCAGGAAUGGGCGGAGCAGGGGUCGAGAGCGCUGGAAAAGUUUGGUGCGAGAUGA